Sphaerodactylus townsendi is the source of this 1138-nucleotide messenger RNA. It is a transcript of the gene DERL2, whose product is annotated as derlin 2. Gene Ontology annotation, cellular component: Hrd1p ubiquitin ligase ERAD-L complex; endoplasmic reticulum membrane. Lineage: Eukaryota; Metazoa; Chordata; Lepidosauria; Squamata; Sphaerodactylidae. Gene Ontology annotation, biological process: endoplasmic reticulum unfolded protein response. Bases 53 to 772 code for a protein of 239 amino acids. The record is from RefSeq and is a predicted model, not a curated record. Gene Ontology annotation, molecular function: ubiquitin-specific protease binding; misfolded protein binding. The transcript is spliced from 7 exons.
CGGCUGAGGUGACGUAAUAAGGUGGGAGAGCAGCCGCGGCCAAGGCGCCAGGAUGGCGUACCGGACCUUCCGCCAGGAGUACCUUCAGAUGCCUGUUGUCACCCGGGCCUACACCACCGCCUGUGUCCUCACGACCGCCGCCGUGCAAUUAGAAUUAAUCACGCCCUUUCAGCUAUACUUCAACCCAGAAUUAAUAUUUAAGCACUAUCAAGUAUGGAGGCUGAUUACCAACUUCCUUUUCUUUGGACCAGUGGGAUUUAAUUUUUUAUUUAAUAUGAUAUUUUUAUACCGCUACUGCCGAAUGCUUGAGGAAGGAUCGUUUCGAGGUCGGACAGCAGACUUCGUAUUUAUGUUCUUUUUCGGCGGCCUGUUAAUGACUAUAUUUGGGCUGUUUGUCAACUUGGUUUUCUUAGGGCAGGCAUUCACUAUAAUGCUGGUAUACGUCUGGAGCCGCCGGAACCCUUUUGUCCGCAUGAACUUCUUUGGGCUUCUGAUCUUCCAGGCCCCGUUUCUUCCCUGGAUUCUCAUGGGGUUUUCACUGCUAUUGGGCAACUCUAUUAUCGUGGACCUCCUGGGUAUUGCUGUAGGCCAUAUAUAUUUCUUCUUAGAAGAUAUUUUCCCUAAUCAGCCUGGCGGAGGAAGACUGCUCAAAACACCAUCUAUUCUGAAAAUAAUAUUUGAUUCACCAGAAGAAGACCCCAAUUACAACCCUCUUCCUGAAGAACGGCCCGGAGGCUUCGACUGGGGUGAAGGUCAGCGCCUUGGAGGCUGAACGGAGAAUCCUCCAGAAGGGACUAUGCUAGAGAACUAUGCUGGAGACCCUUGUGGAAAGGCUUUCUGGUGGCUUUUCUGAUCGGAACAUAUGAAGCACUUUUUUAUUUGAACAAAAAAGUGUUCUUAUUGUAAGCGUCUUCACAUACUCAUAUUAUUGGGGGCUUUUGCUGCGUUGGCUGGUUCUGAACUAUCUAAAUGAAGCCAAGAGUAACUGCAGAUGCACUUUCUUGUCAACCCCCAAGUUAAUGAAACCAUCUGUGUAAAAAUGGUAUUUCUUAAGAUUUUCUUUUUCCAAAAUGUAUUUGAUACAAGGGACUCUACGGAAAACGUUAGAAGGGGAAUAAACUUUUUUGAUAGAUUCAUA